Messenger RNA from Perca flavescens (yellow perch), 3740 nucleotides. RefSeq names its product mitogen-activated protein kinase kinase kinase 12 (gene map3k12). The coding region runs from base 202 to 3075 and encodes 957 amino acids. Gene Ontology annotation, biological process: protein autophosphorylation; JNK cascade. Gene Ontology annotation, molecular function: MAP kinase kinase kinase activity; ATP binding. The transcript is spliced from 14 exons. Gene Ontology annotation, cellular component: cytoplasm. NCBI's taxonomy places the organism in Eukaryota, Metazoa, Chordata, Actinopteri, Perciformes, Percidae. The record is from RefSeq and is a predicted model, not a curated record.
UAACGUGUAACUCGUGGAUAUAGGGACUGGAGAACAGACAGCCGGGACCGAAAAAAACAACGAUUUGCUCAUCAUCAACGACAAACAGAAAUCCGAGCCCACCCCUUCACUUGACAACGCGACAUCAUCCAGGCAGAAAGGCUUACAUCUCAUCUUUCCAUCCUCCAUCCACCCUAACCUGCUGUGUUGGGGAAACCCCUAAUGAGUGGGACCUGUAUCCAUGAGCCCCGUGCCCCUUCCCCCUCCCUGUCAGGCUUCAGUACCCCCAUCUCAGAACCCCCCUAUCGAAGACUCGAUGGAGACACCCCUGCCUGCACCCCAGAAACGGACCUGACCCCCACACAGUGUGUCCUCCGUAACGUGCUGUCCAUCGACACUGUUGGACCGGGGGCGCCAGGCGGCAGCAGCCCCACUCCCAGUGAUGGAACCUCAGCCCACUUUGACAACAGCGUGCUAAAACUACAUGAACAUGAGGCCUGCCAGUGUUGCGGUGGGGCCGAAGCGGGGCACAGUCCAGAGGCUGGUGCUGUUCGGAGCCAGUCGGAGAACAUUCGGCUACAAUCAGGAAGUGGAGGUUUUUUGGAGGGACUGUUUGGCUGCCUAAAACCAGUCUGGACCAUGAUUGGAAAGGCCUACUCCACUGAACACAAACAUAGCCAUGAAGAGUCCUGGGAGGUUCCUUUUGAGGAAAUCUCCGACCUGCAGUGGGUGGGCAGCGGGGCACAGGGGGCUGUCUUCCUCGGCAAGUUCCACGGAGAUGACGUGGCUGUAAAGAAAGUGCGGGAUAUAAAAGAGACCGAGAUCAAACACCUCCGAAAACUCAAGCACCCCAACAUCAUCACUUUCAAGGGCGUGUGCACCCAGGCUCCUUGUUACUGUAUCUUGAUGGAAUACUGUGCCCAAGGCCAACUGUAUGAGGUGCUGAGGGCCGGUCGUAAAAUCACUCCCUCCCUCUUGGUUGACUGGUCCAUGGGCAUUGCAGGUGGCAUGAACUACCUACACCUCCACAAAAUCAUCCAUCGAGACCUCAAGUCCCCCAACAUGCUGAUUACACAUGAUGACCUAGUAAAGAUCUCCGACUUUGGCACCUCAAAGGAGCUUAGUGACAAGAGCACCAAGAUGUCAUUCGCCGGCACCGUAGCUUGGAUGGCUCCUGAAGUAAUUCGGAAUGAGCCAGUGUCGGAAAAGGUGGACAUCUGGUCCUUUGGAGUGGUGCUGUGGGAGAUGCUAACUGGAGAGAUCCCUUACAAAGAUGUGGACUCAUCUGCCAUCAUCUGGGGCGUGGGAAACAACAGCCUUCAGCUGCCCGUUCCUGAGAGCUGCCCCGACGGCUUCAAGAUCCUCCUCAGACAGUGCUGGAACUGUAAGCCCAGGAAUAGGCCCUCUUUCCGUCAGAUCCUUCUUCAUCUGGAUAUAGCAUCAGCUGAUGUGCUGUCCACUCCACAAGAGACAUACUUCAAGUCUCAGGCUGAAUGGCGAGAAGAGGUGAAACAGCACUUUGAGAAGAUUAAAUCUGAGGGUACUUGUAUCCACCGACUCGAUGAGGAACUGAUCAAUCGACGCAGAGAGGAGCUCAGGCAUGCUUUGGACAUUCGCGAGCACUAUGAGCGGAAACUGGAGAGGGCUAACAACCUUUACAUGGAGCUCAGCGCUGUCAUGCUGCAGCUGGAGCUCAAAGAGAAAGAGCUGCAGAGGAGAGAGCAGUCUUUGGAUAAAAAGUAUCCAGGCUUGUUUAAGCAUCACAGCUCCAGGCAGAGCAGCUCCUCCAACUCCAUGGACAAACUCAUCAAGAAGAGAAAUGUCCCACAGAAACUGCCCUCGGGAAAGAGGCCAGACAUCCUCAAGUCUGAGGUAAUCAUUCCCAAAAUGGACUCCUCUGUGAUGCAAGUCACUAUCCCAGCCUGCCCCAACAGAAGCUCCACUUCUCCCAGCCGGUCUCGGAGGGUAAAGACCCGACAUCGCAAGCCCGGGAAGGGCAGCAGUGGGGAUCUGGCUGGACUUAAGGCAAAUCAGUCCUCCCCUAACAGGGACACGACUGCCCAGGCUAACGGUUCUACCACUAAUACCUCUAAGCAGCUCCUGGAGCCCUCUGCAGCCCUGCUGGGCCUCAGCCAUGAGCAGCAGCAGAGGCAGCUAUCCUCCUCCAGCCCUGACCUCAUCUGCACCACGCUAGAGGCAGAGGGGCAGGGCAACGGGGAGCCCUCUGUGGGCGGGCUGGAGAGAGGGGGGAGCCUCAGUGCCUCCGCAGGGUUAGGGGGAUCUGAGGCAGGGGCAGCUGGUCUAGAUGAUCUCACAGAAACCCCUCCACGCAGUGACACGCCGAGCGAGGAUGCUGCGUCGUUCCCGUUCUCCAGCAGCCCAGACUCACCAUGUGGGAGGGGCGCGGCAGCUGGGCGGGGGUCCCUGGGAUCUCCACGUCUGCCUCACGAUGGGGAGGAUAAAGAGGAGGGAGCCGGUGCUGUGAGGUUGCCCCGCGGGGCAUCAGGGGGAAUUGGGAGUCAGCACCUCACUCCUUCAGCCAUUCUGUACAGGGCAGCUAUCACACGCAAACAGAGGCGUGGAGUGUCAUCAGAAGAGGAGGAGGGUGAAGUUGACAGUGAGGUUGAGUUACCAAGGAGACGACGUCCGACCAGCAUCACCAAGUGCCAGUCGGUGUCUACCUUCAGCUCAGAGAACCUGUCGGUGUCGGACGGCGAGGAGGGCCACACUACUGACCACUCUCACAGCGGCACCCCCGACGUGGUCAGCACCAACACAGACGACAGGCUGGACGACCGCAGCGACGACCUCCUCUCUCAGGGGUCCGAGAUCCCGGCGGACAACACUGAUCCUGUGCAGACUUCCGAUGGCCUGUCGGAGAGAGACGGAGCGCUAGGACAGGCCAAACCUCAGCUGGAUGUCGAGCAGAAUCCUAAUGAGAGUCGGGCCAUGUGUGAUGACUCUGACUGCGACAGUGCUGAGCUGGAUCAGUCAGGUAGCGGAGAGCCCAGUCGUCCUCCCAGUGCAGGAGCAUGGGUGUCGCCGUCUCAACCCUAUCAGGGGUCGCCAAAGGUGCCCCAUACAGGACCUCCAUAGAUCACUGGACACUAGCAAAUACCUCCAGCUACCAUCACAGGCGUACACCAAUCUGUCAGUGCAGUACAUUACUGUUGUCAUGAGGGAUCACACCUACUACACCACUCAGACUAUGACAAGUUGACUUAUGGUGUCUCAUAAGUUUGUUGGCUGGCAAACCUACAUCAGAUGACAUAGGACAUUUGUCAUAACCUGACAUCAGAUAUCCUGGCAGCUUGUGACAUCAGAUUAAUGUCAUUUAAUUUCAGAAGGGUUUUUGUUUUAGGCAAAAUAGUUACCAAGGUAACCUUAGCCACUGCUUCGGUUCAGCAAAAACCCUUCCACAGACGCACACGCACGCACAAGAUACCACACUCGUUGUCCUUUAAACACUCUUAUCCUCACUCUGGGAGCAUCCUCCAUGAUACUCCACACACUAAUGCAUUAAAUACUAAUGAAUAAUAAUGUAAAUAUCCAUUACAUACCACAUGAGAAAUAUCUAACUUUAUUUUAUUUGUAAGAUAACAAUGUAAGACUAAACUGUAUGCAGCCCUGUGAACAAAUGCAUGACUACAUGUUUAUAAUUUAUGGUUCGAAUGUGUCAGUUUUAUACUUUGUGAAAGUUUACACUUUUUUAAUCCUGAAAGUAUUACUUCAGUUAUUUUGUUUUGGUUUUUGUUAAUAAA